Molecule: messenger RNA, 1423 nt
Organism: Adineta steineri
Lineage: Eukaryota; Metazoa; Rotifera; Eurotatoria; Adinetida; Adinetidae
Source: the annotation of a GenBank genome assembly
AUGAGAAUAUUAAGUUGUGUUUACAUACUUACAAUUCUCUUCUCAAUCCACACCGCUGAAUCAUAUUUUGUCGAAGAUUUCGACAAUACAUAUGAUCAGCGUGAUGCAUCAAUUCUCUAUAUACGACAACUUUUAAAACGUCUUCGAUUAAACAAUGAUGACAAUUUACGAUGGAGAAAAAGAACAGAUGCUACACCAAAGAAGUGUCAAGAAAUAUUAUCAGGCAUGGGUUAUAGAGGUGAGACUGGACCAGUCAUAGAUAAUCUUGAUACAUAUCAGGAUUGUAUGAAUGUGUGUGAAACAGAUAGUAAGUGCUAUGGAUGGUCAUAUAGAAACUCCACUAAGAGUUGUUGGCUUCAAACAUCGCUGCAUACAUUAUAUGGUGAUGGCUUAAAAAAUGGUGGAUCUUGUCUUGGACCAGCUGCGAAGGAAACUGCCUGCACGGAAGUAUUAUCAGGCUGCUACUAUUAUGGUAAUAACGGUCCAACAAUAAAGCAAGUGGCUACUUAUCAAGAUUGCAUGAGUAAAUGUGAUGCAUCAGCAACAUGCAUGGCAUGGCAAUAUCGAGCGUCUAGUCAAAUCUGUCAGUUACUAACUACAAUACAAUACAAUAUAACUGAUGGACAGUAUAUAACUGGAUCUUGUAUCAAACAACAAGCACCAUAUCCACCACUUCCAACACCUGCACCACUUCCAACAAUAAGUCUCGAAACAUACAGACAACAAGCAUUAGAUGAACAUAAUCUUUUACGUAAAAAACAUUGUGUACCUUCUCUAACAUUGGAUCCAGCAUUGAAUGAUAUAGCACAAACUUAUGCACAGCAUUUAGCUGACACUCAUACAUUGGUACAUAGUGGAAAUAAAUUCAACGGGCAGUGGAUGGGAGAAAAUUUAUUUAUGAAAUCUGGUGGAAUAUUAUUAAAUAAUAAAGGUGCAGAUCCAGUUGACGACUGGUACAAAGAAAUCCAAUAUUAUAAUUGGUCAAAUCCUGGCUAUAAUGCAUUGAGCUAUGGACAUUUCACAGCAGUAAUUUGGAAAGGUUCAACUAGCUUAGGUAUUGGUAGAGCAGUGACAAGUGAUAAUAGCACCAUGUAUGUGGCUGGAAAUUAUUUUCCAGGAGGAAAUAUAAUUGGAACGUAUGAAAAAAAUGUCUUACCAUUAUGUUGAACAAUUUAUCUGACAUUCCAUAAUUUUUAUCUUAUUUAUAAUUAACAAAACAUUUUUUUUCUCAAAAUCAAACUUUCGUUUUUAAAAAUAUGUAACCAACAAAAACUAACAUUUUUAUCAAUUUUAUACUUUAACACAUAACAAUUCCAAAUAACUGUUUGUAGCUAGAUAAACUUCACUAUUGUAAUCUAAGUAGAUUGACUGAAUUUUAAUAAAAUUAUUUCUUCUACUUGAAAAAUAACAAAAUUUUAUCUUG